Messenger RNA from Saccharomyces paradoxus, 1770 nucleotides. It is a transcript of the gene DPL1, whose product is annotated as sphinganine-1-phosphate aldolase DPL1. Lineage: Eukaryota; Fungi; Ascomycota; Saccharomycetes; Saccharomycetales; Saccharomycetaceae. Gene Ontology annotation, biological process: carboxylic acid metabolic process; sphingolipid catabolic process. Gene Ontology annotation, cellular component: endoplasmic reticulum. The record is from RefSeq and is a predicted model, not a curated record. Gene Ontology annotation, molecular function: pyridoxal phosphate binding; sphinganine-1-phosphate aldolase activity. The transcript has a single exon. Bases 1 to 1770 code for a protein of 589 amino acids.
AUGAGUGGAGUAUCAAAUAAAACAUUAUCAACCGGUAGUUGGUAUGGCAUGCCGAUCCAUUUACUAAGGGAAGACUGCGACUUUACCCAGUUUAUGAUUCUAACCAUCAACGAAUCCAAAAGAGACGUACAUGAUUACUUCAUAAAUACCCCAUGGUACAACAUGGUGAAAGAUUAUUUGUUUGUCGUCUUUUGCUACAGGCUUCUAAGUAACUUUCUUUACUUAUUGAAGGUUUAUGGGCCGGUGAGGUUAGCGGUGAGGACAUACGAGCAUACUUCUAGAAAAUUAUUCCGUUGGUUGUUAGAUUCACCGUUUUUGAAGGGUACCGUAGAAAAGGAAGUCUCGAAGGUGAAACAAUCAAUCGAAGACGAACUAAUUAGAUCAGACUCACAGCUAAUGAAUUUCCCGCGGUUACCAUCCAAUGGGAUACCUCAGGAUGAUGUUAUUGAAGAGCUUAACAAAUUGAAUGACUUAAUACCACAUACUCAAUGGAAAGAAGGCAAGGUCUCUGGUGCCGUUUACCAUGGUGGCGACGAUUUAAUCCAUUUACAAACAAUCGCAUAUGAAAAAUACUGCGUUGCCAAUCAAUUACAUCCUGAUGUCUUUCCUGCCGUACGUAAAAUGGAAUCCGAAGUUGUUUCGAUGGUUUUGAGAAUGUUUAAUGCCCCUUCUGAUACAGGUUGUGGUACCACGACUUCAGGUGGUACGGAGUCUUUGCUUUUAGCAUGCCUAAGCGCUAAAAUGUACGCUCUUCAUCAUCGUGGCAUUACUGAACCUGAAAUUAUUGCUCCCGUAACUGCACAUGCUGGGUUUGACAAAGCUGCCUAUUACUUUGGCAUGAAGCUACGCCAUGUGGAGUUGGAUCCAACAACGUACCAAGCGGACUUGAAAAAAGUAAAAAAAUUCAUUAAUAAGAACACGGUUUUACUGGUUGGUUCCGCUCCAAACUUCCCUCAUGGCAUUGCCGAUGACAUUGAAGGUUUGGGUAAAAUAGCGCAGAAAUAUAAACUUCCUUUGCACGUCGACAGUUGCCUAGGUUCCUUUAUUGUUUCAUUCAUGGAAAAGGCUGGUUACAAGAACCUACCAUUACUCGAUUUUAGAGUCCCGGGCGUCACCUCAAUAUCAUGUGACACUCAUAAGUAUGGAUUUGCACCAAAAGGUUCGUCGGUUAUAAUGUAUAGAAACAGUGACUUACGAAUGCAUCAAUAUUACGUAAAUCCAGCUUGGACUGGUGGGUUGUAUGGCUCUCCCACAUUAGCAGGGUCGAGGCCAGGUGCUAUUGUCGUAGGUUGUUGGGCAACUAUGGUCAACAUGGGUGAAAAUGGGUACAUUGAAUCGUGCCGAGAAAUAGUCGGUGCAGCAAUGAAAUUCAAGGAAUUCAUUCAGGAAAGCAUUCCGGACUUGAAUAUUAUGGGUGACCCUAGAUAUUCAGUCAUUUCUUUUUCCUCUAAGACCUUGAACAUACACGAACUAUCGGACAGACUAGCCAAGAAAGGCUGGCAUUUCAAUGCCUUACAAAAACCGAUCGCACUACACAUGGCCUUCACAAGGUUGAGCGCUAAUGUUGUGGACGAGAUCUGCGACAUUCUACGUACUACCGUACAAGAGUUAAAAAGUGAAUCAAACUCUAAGCCAUCCCCGGACGGAACAAGCGCUCUAUAUGGUGUCGCCGGGAGCGUUAAAACUGCUGGUGUUGCAGACAAAUUGAUUGUGGGAUUCCUAGAUGCAUUAUAUAAGUUGGGUCCAGGAGAAGAAACCGUCACCAAGUAG